This is a messenger RNA of Menidia menidia (Atlantic silverside), 549 nucleotides long. The record is from the annotation of a GenBank genome assembly. NCBI's taxonomy places the organism in Eukaryota, Metazoa, Chordata, Actinopteri, Atheriniformes, Atherinopsidae.
AUGCCCGUUGCAACUCUUCUCCCUUUCACCGCCACCCCGAAUAGGAAGUCCGCCAGCCCGACUUCUUUCAGGUUGACGGAGAAAUUCAUCCUGCUGCUGGUGUUCAGCGCCUUUAUCACGCUGUGCUUCGGGGCUAUCUUCUUCCUGCCGGACUCGUCGAAGCUGCUUAGCGGAGUUUUCUUCCAUUCCUCCGCGGUGGAAACCAACACUCGCACCGGCCCGGACAGUAGCAGCGAGUCCGGGUCGCCUGGAAACGACGACCGGGUCCUGGCCAAGAUCCGGAAGGACCACGAGGAAGCGCUGCUGGAAGCCAAGGAUACUCUCAAAAAGCAGCCGGACGAGAUAAAGCAAGACAUUUUGAACGACAAGGGCAAAGUUGCCAACGAAAUCGAGAAGGAUGUCAAUCAUUUACCUUUCAUUGAGUACCACCGUCCGCCCGGGGCCACCGGACACGAACCCGUGGACCCUGAAACCAGGGAGAGACGGGCUAAAAUCAAGGAGGAUGUGGGACAGGUGAGGCUGCAGGCUCUCAGCAGAAACCUCCACUGA